Drosophila bipectinata is the source of this 3509-nucleotide messenger RNA. RefSeq names its product leishmanolysin-like peptidase, invadolysin (gene Invadolysin). Gene Ontology annotation, biological process: cell adhesion; proteolysis. NCBI's taxonomy places the organism in Eukaryota, Metazoa, Arthropoda, Insecta, Diptera, Drosophilidae. Gene Ontology annotation, cellular component: cytoplasm; membrane. Gene Ontology annotation, molecular function: metalloendopeptidase activity. The record is from RefSeq and is a predicted model, not a curated record.
CAAUGGGCAUCGCGCUUGUUGUGGAGCAGCCCCCCUUUCAAAGCUUAAAUUUUAACAGCUGAGCGCGGACGUUUCGCUGCUCCCCGGAAAACGCGAAUAAGCAUUAAGCGCAAAUUCGAAACGAGACGUUGGAGUAGUUGGCUGGGGAGUUGGUAUCGCUCGUCAUCGGCGUCAGUGUUUUUCGUCCGCCGCUUGCUAUCCACCCCCAAUCGCCCACCCCGUCCGGGAGUGUUUUCGGGACUUUUAUUUUCUUGAAUGAAAACCUUUCGUAUCCUGUAGUGGGAGAACGCGGCUAGGUUGUUGGAGACCCACAGAAUGCACUCGCUGCCCGGACAGUUCAUGAGAAUUUGACAUUUAGGCAGAAACCACAACAAAAACUAGCUGCAGAGCUGCAGAGAGGGGCUGAAGUUUUUGCUUUUAUAUUUUGGCGUGGGCUAGGAUUGGAGGACGGACACACCCACCCGAAAAACAAAGUGGUCCACAGCCAUACAGUAUAGAAGGCUUGUGUGCUUUGCAAGCCCGAGUGCCAAGUGCCAGUGUGUGAGUGGUGUGUUUGCGAGGAAGGGACUCGGAGCCGGUUUCGCAACUUAAUUGACAAAGCAAACAAAAGCCAACAAACAUUCAGAAAUCAUAAAUGCAGGCACCGAGCGAUACGAUACACAUCCCAUGAAUACGGCCCGCUGCUAUAGCCUGGCAGAGAUGCUGCUAUAAUUAGCUCUCCGGAUUCCUGUGCAGUCCCACGCACCCAGCAACAUGGUCAUCGUCGUCCGAGCCCCUACCCGCCGCCUCGGCCCUCUCAGAGUGGCUCAACUCCUGCCCCUGGCCCUGGGCCUCUGCUCCUGGCUGCUAAUCGCUGCCGCCACUGCCCACAACUGUCAGCACCAGCAUCCGAAGGCCCAUGAGGUCGUCCAUGGCGUGCGCAUCCAACUGGCUGAUGACUUGGACGGGGAGUCCGCCGGAGAGCCGCGGGAUCCAGCCAGGCAUAGCGUGCGGCGGCGCAGCGUGGCCGCCGAGCAACCGCUGCGGAUUCUGCUCGUCUACGAUGACUCCGUCUACAGGUUGGAGGAGGAGAAGUUCAAUUUAAUAAAUGACACUGUGCUACCGGAAGCCGUGCAGUUUUGGGAACAGGCGCUGAUGGUGCGGGAGACGAAGGGAGUCAUCCGGCUCAAUAGAAAGUGCGACAGCACCCAGGUGUACGUGAAGAAUGGCCAUACCCACUGCAUCGACCACUGCAAGGCAACGACCAUGUGCGGAGAGGUCCAGGUUCCCAACGAGCACUUGGAUGUCUGCAGGGUCUGCAACGCCACUGGGCAGAACUGCCGGGUCGACAGCAGCACCCAACCGGGGGAUGGCAUAGAGAACGCCGACUUUGUUUUCUACGUCUCGGCUCGCCAGACCCAGCGAUGCUUCAAGGGACUGACGGUGGCCUAUGCGGCGCACUGUCAACAGGAGGCCCUGCUGGACCGUCCCAUCGCCGGGCACGCCAAUCUCUGCCCGGACAGCAUUAGCACGAAGCCGCAGGAGCUUCAAACGCUGAUCUCCACCGUGAAGCACGAGAUUCUGCACGCCCUGGGCUUCUCCGUCAGCUUGUACGCCUUCUUCCGGGACGAUGAGGGCAAGCCCCGGACUCCCCGCAAGUCGGACACCGGCAAACCGUACCUGAACGAGAAGCUGCAGAUUCAUCAAUGGAGCAACCAGACGAUCCGCAAGGUGGUACGAGAGAACUGGUCCGUGCGAGGCGGCCACGUCCACAAGGUGGUGGACAUGAUGGUCACUCCGCGGGUGGUGGCCGAGGUGCGCAACCACUUUGGGUGCGAUAAGCUGGAGGGAGCUGAGCUGGAGGACCAGGGUGGCGAGGGCACCGCCCUCACCCACUGGGAAAAACGUAUCCUCGAGAACGAGGCUAUGACGGGCACGCACACCCAGUCGCCGGUCUUUUCAAGAAUCACGCUGGCCCUGAUGGAGGACUCUGGCUGGUACCGCGCCAACUACUCCAUGGCCACGCCCCUCUCCUGGGGCAAAGGCCUGGGAUGUGCGUUCGCGAUGCGCAGCUGCAAGGACUGGAUACAGAUGAAUCAUGCUAGAGGUCGUUCCAUACAUCCUUUCUGCUCCAAGGUGAAGCAGGAUCCCCUGCAAACCGAGUGCACGGACGACCGUAACUCGGUGGCCCUGUGCAACCUCAUACGCCAUGAGUUUGAGCUGCCGAAGGGAUACCAAAACUUCGACAGCCUCAACCAUGUGAAGGAUGGCGACGAGGGCUUUUACGGGGGAUCUGUUUCCCUGGCUGACCACUGUCCCUACAUCCAGGAGUUCACCUGGCGCAGCAAGAACGUGAUAGUGCGCGGAUCUCACUGUCGCUUCAUGGAGAACAAUCCUAAGCCCGAGAAGAACUUCGCUUUGGAGAGCUACGGCGAAGGUGCCAAGUGCUUCGACCACAGCGAGUCCAUGUGGGAGGAGCGCUCCUGCCACCAGACCCGCGAGUGGCAGCACUGGGGCAGUGGCUGCUACAAGUACGACUGCUUCGACGGCAGGCUGCACAUCCUGGUCGGGAACUACAGCUACAAGUGCUCCUUCCCCGGGCAGAAGCUCUCCAUCCGGAUCGCUGCGAACGGAUGGCUGCACAAGGGGGCCAUCAUGUGUCCUCCGUGCCACGAGCUAUGUGCGGAGCAGUUCGCCGCCGAGGGAAAGCAGUGUCGACCCGGCGAAGAGCCCGAUCCGCUCAACAAGUACCCGCGCGACAAUCUCGCCUGUGGAGCAGGCAGCGAGCUCAAGCGUUCUAUGGCCAUAAUCAGUACCGCCCUCUUCUGUCUGGGCCUCAGAUGGGCAUUCAGUUAGAUGGAUGAUCCCUCGGUCCUGCGGGGCGGUUUUAACGCUGUCUGUGUAUUUUAGAGAAAUUUGUACAUUUUAGCUGUAGGAUAUAAGCUCAAUUUUUCUAAGUUUGUGUAGAUUGUGUAAGUCAGAGGUUCUCCAGUGUGGUGUGGGUCGAUUUUUUGGGCGAGCAAGCGUUGAGGAGGAAGAGAAGUAUUGGCGCAACUCUUAGUUUAUAAUAAUCAGCUCAAAUUAAUUGAAAUAUUUCGUGUAAAUCGACCUGAGUACCUAAUAAUUAGCAAUCGUAAUUCCUAAUUAUAAUUUGUCCAUCCCAAAAAUGUGAUCUUUGCUAAGUGUGUCUGCGGAUUUUAUUUAAAAUCUUAAGGAAACCUAAGGACAGUUCCGAGUUCUCUAAUACUGAUCUGAACAUUCCAAAGCUUAUUGCAAACAAUACUUGAUAUUAGGGGAUUCGCCGGCAUCCCCCUCGCGAAUUGUUAAAAAUCUUUGUUAUUUAUUACGUCUAAUGUUUUCGAAAUCGUUUAGUUUCCUUAUUAUUUUUUAUUUUCAAUUAAUUCUCCCCUAUUUCAGCUGCCUAUCAAGCAUUUAAGAAGUUUUGUAAACCUAGCCCUCAAAUAAUAAAGUGUAGCCCCUAAGAUUUUAAAACAUUGUGAAUAUACCGAGUAACCCAUGUAAAUGUAAAA